Messenger RNA from Folsomia candida, 1364 nucleotides. Its product is annotated as 17-beta-hydroxysteroid dehydrogenase 13. Bases 245 to 1189 code for a protein of 314 amino acids. Lineage: Eukaryota; Metazoa; Arthropoda; Collembola; Entomobryomorpha; Isotomidae. The transcript has 4 exons. Gene Ontology annotation, molecular function: oxidoreductase activity, acting on the CH-OH group of donors, NAD or NADP as acceptor. Gene Ontology annotation, cellular component: lipid droplet. The record is from RefSeq and is a predicted model, not a curated record.
UCGGCCGAACACCGGUACAGUUUAGCAACAAUAUAAUAAUACUAAAUAAUAUAUCAUCAUCAUAUAUAUGCAUGCAUGGGUACUCGUGCGUAAAACCGGACGAUAUAAUUUUCUGUUUUAUGCCAGAAUUUUUUCUUGAAAGGCAUAAAACGAACGACUUUAUGCGACUCUGUGUUGAUAUGAAUUUGCUCAACGAACUACCAGAAAGCAACCGAUAAUAAUAAGAAAAUAUUAAGUACGGUUAAUGGGUUACGAAACAAUGGCACUUGGUUCAUUUUUAUCAUAUGUUUCUGAAAUAUCACAGGAUAUAUUGUAUAUAAUUUACUUAAUAUUUUACGGAGUGUAUGCAUUCGCAGUGCUUCCGUGCAAACAUUGGUUGCUCCCCCUUUGGCUGAAGCCUGUGGACAAUGAGAUUAUAUUGAUUCUAGGCCAUCAGAAUCCCUUAAUGACCGAAAUUUGCCAAAGAUUGUGUUCAAAAGCAAAGAAAUUAGUAGUUUGGACCGAUUUGGAAUCAGAAUGCGAUAGCGUCUCAAGUUUUCCAAAUGAAGGUGUCCUGAAAAAUGUCCAAUUUGAUGAACGUGAAUCCUUGGAAGAAGCGGCUGAUCAGCUCGAGAAUGAAGUUGGAACGCCCACAAUUGUCAUCAACACGUUGAAUAGCUAUUGUCCCAAGCCUGGGAAAUUGCUUUGUCAGUCCAAUGAUGAAACUAUGAAAAUUAUGCAAAUCAAUCUCACAACAAACUUCUGGGUUGCCAGAAAAUUUCUCCCAAAGAUGAUUGAAAUGAAUAAAGGACACUUUGUGCAGAUUAGCAAUUUUCCAAGAAUUUCCUGGGGUGUUACUAAUUGCGUUCCGUAUAUCGGCUCGUUGUGCGGUACCGUGGGAUUUGUGCAAUCAUUGCGAGAUAGUAUCAAACAUCACAUGGAUGGGGCUAAUAUAAAAUUUACUACUGUUAACCAUUACCUUCCUAGAAUGAAGGAUUUCUCAAAGAAAGAAUCGACUAAAAGUAAUUUAGCAAUUCGAUUACAGAACAUUACCGACUCUGAAUUGGCUGAGAGGAUUAUCACUGGAUUUCGGAGAAAUAAGGAGAAUGUCUAUGUCCCAUGUUCUUUCGGGAUUAUUUUAUGGUUGGAAAAUUUCCUCCCCCUCCAGUUCAUUCAAAAGCUGCAGAUGUACUUCGUAACAGAGGCUUAAAUAUAAAUAAAUCUUGUGUUCAAAACGAACUCUUAUCUUCAGCAAUCAUUGAAAACUGACAAUGUUGAUUUUGGAUUGAUUGAUAUAAUUAUUUGGCGAAUUAUACUUUGCCUAUCAUUAUUGUAACAAGACUGGAAAGAUAAAUAAAGUUAUCACUUUUUAUAUAAAACAUAAA